Molecule: messenger RNA, 875 nt
Organism: Chenopodium quinoa (quinoa)
Lineage: Eukaryota; Viridiplantae; Streptophyta; Magnoliopsida; Caryophyllales; Amaranthaceae
Product: tropomyosin-like
Exons: 2
Coding region: 82-870 (262 amino acids)
Source: RefSeq, a predicted model, not a curated record
GCAUAUGCGAGUUUCUCACCGUCUGUUUCUGGUGCAGAUAAUUCUCCCCGCUGGCCGGACGGGGCACAAUAUGCCCGGGCCAUGCUGAAAGCCGUCCCCAGGGACGAGAAGGAGGCGAUCCCUGGGAUCAACUCCUUUAAUGCCGACCGGGUGCUGGUCGACCUGGCCGACGCUAUGCUGCGCGUAGAGGGGCUCAAACGAGCUUGUACCCGCAAGUCUGAAGAGGUAAGGAGAAGCAAACGGGCUGUUGAUGACGCCCAUAAUGUUGCUGACUACUCUUUGUACAUGCAUGGCUUAGAAUCUAAAUCUAUACGCAUGGAACAGGCGGAGAAGACCAAGGCCCUCCAACAGCAGAUUGAUCAGCUGAAAAACCAAGUUGACCAACUGCAGGCGUCCCUGGAUGAUGCCAAUAAAAAGUUGGAGGAACAGAAAGAGCCCCUCCAACGGCUGAGCAAGGCGGAGACUGAAAAUGGCCGCCUUGCCAAAGAGAAUGAGCGCCUGCGCAAAGAGGCGGCUGCUGCCAAUGAGAACUUCAAGGCCACCUUGGAGUCGGAGCAGGAGAGGCUCAUUGAAGAUAAUGAGCAUGACUGUGCAAACCGGAUGCAACGGGCGUUUUCCCUCAUCCACCCGGAGGCGGACUUCACCGUCUGGGAACUCGCCUUCAAAUAUUCUGAUCUUGCCAUUCUGGCCGAGGAGGCGAAUGAGCCGGGGCCCGGACCCUAUGACGCUUGGGUUAGGGAGGAGAUUGCGCGACGGCAGGCGGAGGCUGCUGAAGAGGAAGAAGUUGUUCCUGAAGCCGACGCAGCCGCUCACCCUGAUCCAACCCAGAACCAACCGGAAGAGGACCGGUUCCCUGUUCGCCUGGAGUAGCAACU